AUGGGCUGGGGCGGCGGAUGGGGCGGUAAAGGCAAGUUCGGUGGUGGCGGGGGAUGGUCUCCAUGGCAGCCCAUGUUCAUGAAAUGGGGCAAGGGCAAGGGCAAAGGCGGAGGGCUGAAGGUGGACCCGGCCCUGAAGUGCUGGAUCGGGAACCUGGCGGAAGGGACCUCCUGGAAAGCCCUGCAGGACCACAUGAACCAGGCCGGAAAGACCACAUGGGUCGAAUGUUUCAGUGGCAAGGGUUCUGGCACCGGUGGUGUGUCUUUCUCCACGGCGGAGGAGGCUGCCAAUGCCAUCACGAUGCUCAAUGGGAGCCUGCUAAACGGCCAGGCCAUUAUGGUGGAUGUCUGGGUGAAGCAGUCUCAGCCUUCCUGA
This is a messenger RNA of Symbiodinium natans, 375 nucleotides long. NCBI's taxonomy places the organism in Eukaryota, Dinophyceae, Suessiales, Symbiodiniaceae. The record is from the annotation of a GenBank genome assembly.